Messenger RNA from Hippocampus zosterae (dwarf seahorse), 3747 nucleotides. RefSeq names its product solute carrier family 24 member 1 (gene slc24a1). Gene Ontology annotation, cellular component: membrane. The coding region runs from base 1 to 2046 and encodes 681 amino acids. Gene Ontology annotation, biological process: calcium ion transmembrane transport; long-term synaptic potentiation; long-term synaptic depression. Lineage: Eukaryota; Metazoa; Chordata; Actinopteri; Syngnathiformes; Syngnathidae. Gene Ontology annotation, molecular function: calcium channel activity; calcium, potassium:sodium antiporter activity. The record is from RefSeq and is a predicted model, not a curated record. The transcript is spliced from 9 exons.
AUGUAUUGUCCAGGAAGGAAGCGACUUCGUUUGAGGCGAGUCUUAUUCCUCCUGGCCGGGGUCUUCAUCUGCAUCGUGUACCAGCUGACCAUCAGCGCCGAACACGAUGAAGUGCCGCCUUUGCCUCAGAUCGGAGACACUUUCACUGAGGGCUCGGCUGGAUGGGUCGAGGAUGUCACGACCGAGGGUUGGGAAAAGCCAAGAAACCAAACGACACAGGCGACCCCUUCCAACUCGACUGCCUCGAGAACUCCACCGCCAGCAACCACCAACCGGACUAUUGUGCAUUGCAUCUAUGUACCGCCUGAUCCCAAGGAGGAGGCCCCCACUCCAUCUUCUCCUGAUGAAGCUCCUCACAUGAAGGGAGAGUACCCCGAAGAUAUUUUCUCAGUGGAGGAGCGCAGACGAGGCUGGGUGGUCUUGCAUAUUUCCGGCAUGAUGUACAUGUUUGUGUCACUUGCUAUUGUGUGUGACGAAUUCUUCGUACCCGCACUCGGGGUCAUCAUAGACAAAUUAGAGAUAUCCGAUGACGUGGCGGGGGCUACUUUCAUGGCGGCCGGAGGAUCUGCCCCUGAACUUUUCACCUCCUUGAUCGGGGUCUUCAUAGCUCAUAGUAACGUUGGCAUCGGGACGAUCGUCGGUUCCGCAGUUUUCAACAUCCUCUUUGUGAUCGGGAUGUGCGCUUUGUUUUCCCGGGAGGUUCUUCGUCUCACCUGGUGGCCUCUUUUCCGAGAUAUUUCCUUCUACAUUGUGGACCUCAUCUUGCUCAUCAUCUUCUUCCUGGACAAUGUCAUCAUGUGGUGGGAGAGUAUGAUGCUGGUGGCCAGCUACACACUCUAUGUCAUCUUCAUGAAGUUUAACGCCCAAAUAGAAUACAUGUUCAAAACGCAGCUUUACAAACACAAGAGCAUUGUCCGAAUCAUCACUGAUGAGGAGCCAGAAGUGACCAAAGCCAAUGGGGGUAGUCAAGAUAACGGUCCUCCUCCACCAGACGACAGGAAUCGGUUAAAGUUGAAGCCAUCCCUUCAACGCGGUGGAAGUUCAGCGUCUUUGCACAACAGCACCAUGAGGAACACCAUUUUCCAACUCAUGAUACACACAUUAGACCCCCUGGGAGAAGGCAAAUUCAAGGACAAGGCUGAGAAUCUGAAUAAUGUGGUGAGACGGAAGGCUGAAGGUGACGUUGCAGCAAAGAGUGAAGAUGGAGACAGUGGGAAGGAGCAGGCCGAAGAGGACCAAGCCGCUACGACAGGCGAAACUGAGAAGAAGGAGCCACCUGACGAUGACAAGGUGAACAUGCAGGAAGACCAGCCCUCAGGGGGAGACGGGUCAGACGAGUCAAGCAGCGGCGAGGAGGACAGUGAUGAAGAUGACAGUGAUGAAGAUGACAGCGACAAUGACUCCGGCGAAGAUGAGGAGAACGAGGAGGAGCCUCUGUCUUUAGAAUGGCCCGACACGCGGCGGAAACAAGUCACUUACCUCUUCUUGCUGCCCAUCGUCUUUCCUUUGUGGCUCACCAUCCCUGAUGUCCGCAAACAGAAUUCCAGGAAAUUUUUUGUGCUCACCUUCCUGGGCUCCAUUUUGUGGAUCGCCAUCUUCUCUUAUCUUAUGGUGUGGUGGGCUCAUCAGGUGGGGGAGACAAUCGGAAUCUCUGAGGAGAUAAUGGGCCUGACUAUCCUGGCCGCUGGCACGUCCAUCCCUGACCUCAUCACCAGCGUGAUUGUGGCCCGGAAAGGACUUGGAGACAUGGCCGUGUCCAGCUCGGUGGGCAGCAAUAUCUUUGAUAUCACUGUGGGUCUGCCACUGCCGUGGCUGAUCUACUCGUUCAUCCACGGUUUGGUCCCCGUGGCCGUCAGCAGCAACGGGCUCUUUUGCGCCAUUGUCUUGCUCUUCCUCAUGCUGCUCUUUGUCAUCAUCUCCAUCGCGUCGUGCAAGUGGAAGAUGAACAAGACUCUGGGCUUCACCAUGUUCCUGCUCUACUUUAUCUUCCUGGUGCUCAGCGUCAUGUUGGAAGAUCGCAUCAUCGUCUGUCCCGUCUCCGUCUGAAGCUUACACAACACCAUGCGGUCUCUCAGCGUCCUCAGUAUGUUGCAAGUAUUGCAGAACAUUGAGAAUUCAUGCAGGAUUCACUCUCAGUUGAGUAUAUUAUUUGAAAGCAUUUCAGUGAUAUGCGUGAGAGGAUUUCAGUUCUAACCUCAAGCUUUUCAGUAAAACUGAAAAGACUUGUUUUCAACUACCGGUAAAUGUAAUCUCAUUACAAGGCGCCAUCAGGAACAUAAUUAGUUAAUUAAAAAUACUACCUAUCACGCUGACUACUAAAAUGCUCUCACACACACCACUGACAUGAAUCCAGGAAGAUGACUCUCUCCCAGACACCCCCCCCCCCACACACACACUCUACUUCGACACUUAUUUUACUAUUUUACAUGAUGGCAUUUCCACAUGUGAGAGGAUUUGAGUAUGAGUGCUUCAGCUGUUUGUGUGCAAGAUUUUGUUAUGAUGCGUGAUAGUAUUUCAGUUGGGUGUGAGAGUAUUUGCGUAUUUGAGCAUAUUUUAUGAGCGUUGGAAUAUAAUGUGAGAGUAUUUCAGAAUGUAUUUGAGAAUAUUUCAGAACUGUUUUAAUAUAAUGUGUGAGAGUGGUUGAGACAUUUGAGUGCCUGUUAGUUUAAAGCGUGAGCAUUUAUAUAUGAUGCAUGUUAUUGACGUGAGCGUUUAGCGUGACCUGUGAGAGCAUUUCAGAUGUGUGAUUUAGAGUGUGAGCGUUUUUAUGUGUGAGAGCAUUUCUGUUGCGUGUGAAGAUUUUUUUGUAUGAACAUUUUACGAUGAUGUGCGAUAAUUAUAAUGAAUUGAGAAGGCCUCAGUGAUGUCUGUAUGCAAGAAUCUAAAUGGUUCAGUAGUGUCAGUUAAUUUCAAUAGUGUGAGAUCAUUUCCGUAGUGUGUCUGAGUGAAUAAUUUUUAAGUAGCAUGGGUGUGACCUAGUUUCCCAUUAAUACAAUACAAUACAUGCUGAUUUAUAUAGCGCUUUCACAACAGCAGCAGCUGUAACAAAACAGUUAACAUAAACUAAAAUAGGUGUGAGAGCGUUCCAGUUGUGAGAGAAUAAUGUUUCAGUUGUUUCAGAUGGCCCCUUAUACAAGUAUGACCGUUUUUGUUUACAUUUCAUUGUAGACCAUUUUGCUUCAUCACAGUUUAAAUCACUUUACGCCCAUCAGCAAUUUAAAGAAUCACAUAUUCAAUAAUGUUGGUGCGCUUUUAUUACGAAAUAAACGCAAAUAACAGAUUCACUUCUUUUGAACGCAGUUUCAUAUAAAUUAGUUGUCCACCUUACAAAUGGUGAAUAACAAACAUACAGUAGUUAACCGUGACACACGAUAUAGACAUCAAGUGGUGAGUUUUCUGUUUGGAUAAGGCUAAUGCACACACGAUGAAACGGGUCUGAUUCCAAGCAAGGACAUCACAGUACAAAGAGAAGUUGCUUUGUCAGCGUCUUUAGGGGCACAGUGACUCGAAGAAAUGAUGUGAGGUCAUGGCAGGGCACAGCUGUCGUUUCAAACCGUGAACCUGUUUUAACUUCACUACAUCCAAUUCUGUACACGCGUUUCUUCAUUUACUGUGACAAGAUCAACAUAACGUUGUAAUGAAUCCAACUGAAGUAUUCAGUCAUUUUCCCGUUAACCCACUCUUUGAUUGUACUGUACUGAGGGAAUGUAUACUUAGUGGUCCCAUACAACAAACUUACACAACAAA